AUGAAACAAAUCAGUAUCAAUAGCGUCGCGGUGCUGUGCUUGUUCUUCGGUGCUCUUCUUUCACUGACCAACACGGCGUCCGCCCUUCGCUGCUACCAGUGUGCCAGUGGAGACAGUUGGAGCGAUUGUUCGGCAAACGCACGGACAACAGAAUGUAGCAGCGCCAGCCAGAUGUCCGUGCUGGGACGCAGCCUUUUCCUGCCGAGCGAAGCACGUCAACUUGAACCGGCGUGCGUAUCAGUGUACGCCAAGGGUACGGCAGGUGGUGUUACCGGGUACGCUUACGUUCGGGAUUGUCUGUUCAACGACAAGGCGUUGUGCGACGUGAUUCAGAGCGCUUUACCAUCGGGCAUUAAUAUUGUUAACUGCGACCUCUGCACGACGGAUCUGUGCAAUGGUGCGGGCAGCCUUAGCGUGGCGCUUUCGAGUGUAGUGAUGUUGGCCAUCGCAGUAUUGCUGUGGAAGUAA
Anopheles maculipalpis is the source of this 468-nucleotide messenger RNA. RefSeq lists its product as uncharacterized. The record is from RefSeq and is a predicted model, not a curated record. Lineage: Eukaryota; Metazoa; Arthropoda; Insecta; Diptera; Culicidae. Bases 1 to 468 code for a protein of 155 amino acids. The transcript has 2 exons.